This is a messenger RNA of Peniophora sp. CBMAI 1063, 876 nucleotides long. Lineage: Eukaryota; Fungi; Basidiomycota; Agaricomycetes; Russulales; Peniophoraceae. The record is from the annotation of a GenBank genome assembly.
AUGCGCUACGCGGUGCUUGUAACGGGUCCAGCAGGAGCUGGGAAGUCGACGUUCAGCGGUUCGCUCAUGACACAUAUCCAACAUUCUAAGCGCACAGCGCACCUUGUGAACCUGGAUCCGGCAGCGGCGCCGGACAGCUUCGAAUACGCGCCUUCCAUCGACAUCAAGGACCUCAUUUCCUUAGAAGAUGUGAUGACCGAACUGAACUAUGGGCCGAAUGGAGGACUUGUGUACUGCUUCGAGUACCUGCUUGAGAACAUGGACUGGUUGGACGAGGAGAUCGGAGAGUUUGAGGACGACUACUUGAUUAUCGAUUGCCCCGGACAAAUCGAACUAUACACCCACCAUCCGUUCUUACCGACGCUUGUCAAGCACCUGAACCGACAGGGUAUACGCACAUGUGCGGCGUAUCUUCUAGAAUCGCAGUUUAUGGAAGACAAGUAUAAGUUCUUCAGUGGCGUAAUGUCUGCCAUGUCUGCCAUGGUGAACCUGGAGAUUCCGUGGAUCAAUGUCAUGUCGAAGAUGGAUCUCGUAUUGCCCAACCCAGAAGACCCUUCAUCUGGCGGCCGGAAUGGGCUCCGUACCCGCCGAAACAUAGCAAGGUACCUGGAUCCAGACCCUCUUCUCCUCGCAACUCCUCAUUCCGGUGGCGAUGGGACGGAAACACUUAACCCCAGAUUCCAUGCGCUCAAUCAAGCCAUCGUCCAACUCAUCGAGGAUCACCCGCUGGUUUCAUUUUUGCCUCUCGACUUGACCAAUCCGGACUCGAUUGAGACGGUCCUCAGUCAUAUCGACUACACGAUGCAGUAUGGGGAGGAUGAAGAGCCGAAGGAGCCACACGACCUCGACGAAGGCGACUUCCACGACAUGGAGUAG